Molecule: messenger RNA, 306 nt
Organism: Caenorhabditis briggsae
Lineage: Eukaryota; Metazoa; Nematoda; Chromadorea; Rhabditida; Rhabditidae
Exons: 2
Coding region: 1-306 (101 amino acids)
Source: RefSeq, a predicted model, not a curated record
AUGGAGUUAUUAUUUUCAUGGAUAAGCUAUGCUAAAAAGGAGGCGAAACUGGUGCUAUAUUUUGAUGUGUUAUUCAAGAUCGGGGUUUUGAUCAUAACUAUAAUCGGUGUUUCAAUGCAAUUUACCUACAUUAUGUCAGUUGGAGGAUUCGAUAAAGCUCCUCAACUUUUUGUCUAUGGAUUUUGUUUUGGGCUAUAUAUCGUGAAAGUUUAUGCAUGCGUUUUUGUCAAAUAUCUGGUGACGGUUUGCUAUGAUUACUGUAAGAGACAGGAGGGAGAUGGUUCGGAUUUGAUUUCGGAUGUUUGA